AUGAAAGUGGAAAACAACACAAGUGUGGAAGAGUUCAUCCUCCUGGGAUUCCCAGGGUCUUGGUAUUUACAGGUGUCCCUCUUCGUGUUCUUCCUUUUUGUGUAUUCCCUGACAGUCAUGGGAAAUGUCGCCAUCAUUGUCCUUGUCAGAACGCACCCACGCCUUCAAACACCCAUGUACUACUUCCUCUGCAACUUUGCCCUUCUGGAGAUCUGGUUUACCACAGCCUGUGUUCCUAAGACCCUGGCCAACCUGAUGUCCCAAAGCAAAUCCAUCUCCUUCACUGGAUGCCUCCUGCAGAUGUACUUUGUCUUCUCUUUUGGUUGCGUAGAAUAUUUCCUCCUGGCUGUCAUGGCCUAUGACCGGUAUUUGGCUAUUUGCUACCCACUGCGCUAUAGUACUAUCAUGAACAGCACCCUUUCCAUCCAGAUGGCCGUGGGUUCUUGGGUGGGUGGUUUCCUGGUUAUUUCUGUGCCGGCAUCUCUGAUCUCCAGGUUGUCCUUCUGUGGCCCUAAUGUUAUUAAUCACUUCUUUUGUGACAUAUCCCCCUGGAUAAUUCUGUCCUGCACAGACACCUACCUUGUUAACAUGGUAUGUUUCAUCAUGUUUGCCAUUGUCAUCCUGGGCUCCUGUGUGAUAACCUUGGUCUCCUACAUUUAUAUCAUAUCCACAAUUUUAAGAAUCCCAUCAGCCAAAGGCCGGCAAAGGGCUUUCUCCACUUGUUCUUCUCAUCUCACUGUUGUCAUUAUAUGGUAUGGAUCAACCAUUUUCUUGCACGUCAAGCCAUCAAUCGAGGCCUCACUGGAACUAACCAAAAUAGUCACCAUCUUGAACACUGCUGUUACUCCAUUGCUAAACCCUUUUAUCUACACACUGAGAAACACAGAGGUCAAGGCAAUCUUGAAAAAGAUGUUGAGGGGGGAAACAUAA
Messenger RNA from Alligator mississippiensis (American alligator), 930 nucleotides. Its product is annotated as olfactory receptor 6F1-like. Gene Ontology annotation, biological process: G protein-coupled receptor signaling pathway. Gene Ontology annotation, cellular component: membrane. The record is from RefSeq and is a predicted model, not a curated record. The transcript has a single exon. Bases 1 to 930 code for a protein of 309 amino acids. Gene Ontology annotation, molecular function: olfactory receptor activity; G protein-coupled receptor activity. NCBI's taxonomy places the organism in Eukaryota, Metazoa, Chordata, Crocodylia, Alligatoridae.